GAGGCUCAGACUGAUCCAGACCGAGCUGAGGGCUGAACAGAGGUCAGAAGUCCUGAAGGAUUCUCUCCAGCUGGAGAUAAAGAACAAACUGUGGUCCUGUCUGAGGAGGGAAGAAGAUUUGGAGAUUUUAAACAUGGGACCUGACCAGUCCGUGGAUUUUUAUUUUUUCCCCGUUUCUGGGAUGAAAUUCUUGUGAAACUCUGAUCACCUUCACAUCUUCCUUCAUGGAGCUCUCUUCUUCUUCUCUACCUCCACCCUCUCCCUUCAUCCCUAACUCCUCCCUGCCCUCCUCCUCUCCCUCCAUCUCUCCGUCUCCCAGUUGGACCUCCACGGUUCUGUUCUGCUCCCUGCUGUCUCUCCUCUGUCUGCUGGGGAUCUUAGGGAACAUCUACACUCUGGUUCUGCUGCUGAGGCGUAGGAGGAGAAGAGGACUUCUCUCCAGACUUCCUGUCCCGUCCUGCCUGGCCGGUUCCUCCCCUCCUUCCUCCUCCUCCCUCCACCUCCAGGUUCUGAGUCUGGCCCUGGCCGACCUGCUCUACCUGUUCACGGCUCCGUUCAUCGUGUACGACAGCCUGGCGUCGGGUUGGGCCUUCGGGGAGCCGGGCUGCCGGCUGCUGCUGAGCCUGGACCUUCUGACCAUGCACGCCUCCAUCUUCACCCUCACCGCCAUGAGCCUGGACCGGUACCGGGCCGUGGCUCGGCCGCUGCACGCCUCUUCCUCGUCGUCGUCGGGCCUGCUGCGGGUGGGGGUGUGCUGGGGGCUGGCGGUGGCGCUGAGCCUGCCCAUGAUGAUCACGCUCCACCUGGAGGACGGGGAGGACCAGAACCAGGACCAGCUGUGUGUUCCUGCCUGGGACGAGCAGAGCUCCAAGGCCUACCUCAGCGUCCUGUUCUGCACCAGCAUCCUGGGACCGGGUCUGGCCAUCGGGGCUCUGUACGCCACCCUGGGUCGGCUCUACUGGGUCUCCCAGACCCGGCCGGCCUGGGCCAGCGGGGGCGGCGCCGCCUGUGCCCCCAGAGCCCCCAGACCCAAAGUCCUGCUGCUCAUCCUGGGCAUCGUUCUGGCCUUCUGGGCCUGUUUCCUGCCCUUCUGGGUCUGGCAGCUGCUGCCUCUCUACCAGCCCGACAUGCUGCGGACGGUACCGGUGGGAACCCAGGUGACGGUGAACCGGAUCCUGACCGGACUGACGUACGGGAACUCCUGCGUGAACCCGUUCUUCUACACGCUGCUGACCGGGAAACGGAACCGACAGGCGCCGGCAUCGGCCAAGCAGCUCUGCAGGAAGAGCAGCCCGGACCAGUAGAACCGGACCAGUGGAACCCAGAACCGUAGAACCCAGAACCAUAGAACCAGACCAGUAAAACCGGACCAGUAGAACCCAGAAUCAUAGAACCAGACCAGUAGAACCAGACUACAGUAGAACCGGACCAGUAGAACCCAGAACCGUAGAACCGGACCAGUAGAACCGGACCAGUAGAACCGGACCAGUGGAACCCAGAACCGUAGAACCCAGAACCAUAGAACCAGACCAGUAAAACCGGACCAGUAGAACCCAGAAUCAUAGAACCAGACCAGUAGAACCAGACUACAGUAGAACCGGACCAGUAGAACCCAGAACCGUAGAACCGGACCAGUAGAACCGGACCAGUAGAACCGGACCAGUGGAACCCAGAACCGUAGAACCCAGAACCAUAGAACCAGACCAGUAGAACCGGACCAGUGGAACCCAGAACCGUAGAACCAGACCAGUAGAACCGGACCAGUAGAACCCAGAAUCAUAGAACCAGACCAGUAGAACCAGACUACAGUAGAACCGGACCAGUAGAACCCAGAACCGUAGAACCGGACCAGUAGAACCUAGAACUGUAGACCCGGACCAGUAGAACCGGACCAGUGGAACCCAGAACCGUAGAACCCAGAACCAUAGAACCAGACCAGUAGAACCGGACCAGUAGAACCCAGAAUCAUAGAACCAGACCAGUAGAACCGGACCAGUGGAACCCAGAACCGUAGAACCCAGAACCAUAGAACCAGACCAGUAGAACCGGACCAGUAGAACCCAGAACCGUAGAACCGGACCAGUAGAACCAGACUACAGUAGAACCCAGAACCGUAGAACCGGACCAGUAGAACCUAGAACUGUAGACCCGGACCAGUAGAACCGGACCAGUAGAACCCAGAACCAUAGAACCAGACCAGUAGAACCCAGAACCAUAGAACCGGACCAGUAGAACUAGACCAGUAGAACCGGACCAGUAGAACUGGACCAGUAGAACCUAGAACCAUAGAACCAGACCAGUAGAACCCAGAACCGUAGAACCAGACCAGUAGAACCUAGAACCAUAGAACCAGACCAGUAGAACCGGACCAGUAGAACCAGACCAGUAGACCCCAGAACCAUAGAACCGGACCAGUAGAACUAGACCAGUAGAACCUAGAACCAUAGAACCAGACCAGUAGAACCGGACCAGUAGAACCAGACCAGUAGAACCUAGAACCAUAGAACCGGACCAGUAGAACUGGACCAGUAGAACCGGACCAGUAGAACCCAGAACCAUAGAACCAGACCAGUAGAACCGGACCAGUAGAACCAGACCAGUAGAACCUAGAACCAUAGAACCGGACCAGUAGAACUGGACCAGUAGAACCAGACCAGUAGAACCAGACUACAGUAGAACCGGACCAGUAGAACCCAGAACCGUAGAACCGGACCAGUAGAACCUAGAACCGUAGACCCGGACCAGUAGAACCGGACCAGUAGAACCUAGAACCAUAGAACCGGACCAGUAGAACUGGACCAGUAGAACCAGACCAGUAGAACCCAGAACCAUAGAACCAGACCAGUAGAACCGGACCAGUAGAACCGGACCAGUAGAACCUAGAACCAUAGAACCGGACCAGUAGAACUGGACCAGUAGAACCGGACCAGUAGAACCCAGAACCAUAGAACCAGACCAGUAGAACCGGACCAGUAGAACCAGACCAGUAGAACCCAGAACCAUAGAACCGGACCAGUAGAACUGGACCAGUAGAACCGGACCAGUAGAACCCAGAACCAUAGAACCGGACCAGUAGAACCAGACCAGUAGAACCCAGAACCGUAGAACCGGACCAGUAGAACCGGACCAGUAGAACCUAGAACCGGGUCUGAGGGCCGUCUGGACUCCAGGGUGUUGGAGAUCAAAACUUUAGAGCUCCAGAACCAAAGACUUGUUGCAGAACUGAGAAAAGCACUUUGCAUAAAAACCAGAAGAGAAGCAGCAGAACGACGGUCUGAUGAGAAAAGUGAUGAAAACGUUCCAAAGCAGAGAUUUAUUAAAACGUCUGAGGAGCAAACAGGAACGUUAAGACGACUUUUUCCUUUUAAAGAGACGAAACGGUUCUUCAUCCUUUUUCAACGUUUAAUGAUAAAACAUUUUUUAAAAGGCAGCAGAAACCAAGUUUACAGGAAAAUUAUCAUUAAAAUGUUUAAAUUAUUUGGUUUUGCAGCAAAAACAACUUUCAUUGAAAUCAAUCCUGACAAACUAGAUAAGUAGAAGUUUUUUAAACACUGCAUCAGUUUCUUUGACAACAAUUUAGCAAAAAAGACUCUUUCAUGUCAAAGUGAAAACAGAUUUCUAUGAAGUAAUAUUAAUUAAUUAAAACAUGAAAUCAGUGAUUGACUUUAAAAUCCUUUCAAGUGACUCAAAACAUUAAAUCCGUUCUCACUUUGACAUGAAAGAGUCUUUUUUUGUUUAAAUUCUGAUCAAUCUUUUUGAUGAUCAAUCAUCCUCUCCUUGAUUUCUAGGAUUUGGUUUCAAACUCCACCCCUUAAAGUGACUGAAAACAUUUAACACUCGAAACUGUUUUCACUUUGACAUGAAAGAAGCUUUUUUAUGUCAAUUAUUGUAAAACAAAAAGCAGUCAUUUCUUCACAGGUCUUUCUAAAAACUGUUCAUCUCUUGCUAAAAGCAUAAACAAUAAACCACAGCAGGUUUACACGAUGACAAUCAGCUUUUUAAAGGUUGAAUGGUUUUUUUUUCAGCUUUUUAAAGGUUGAAUGUUUUUUGCAGGUUUUUAAAUGGAGACGAACGUUUCAUCCAUAAACUGAAUAUUUCAGGAGAACCAGGAACUUGAAGACGUGGUCGACACUUUUCUGUUUGUUGACUCAAAGACCUUCUUUAACCGUCUUUAGUUUCUCCUCAUGAACUCUGGAAAAGUUUGAUUUUAUUCUAAUAAUCUGAAUUUGAAAUGUGAGUUCUGAGAACGAGGCGGAGCUUCUCCUGAUGUUUCUAAUGUCUGAUAAUAAAAGAACGUCUGUGUGAGAUUCUCUGGACGUUUAAAGUCGA
This is a messenger RNA of Acanthochromis polyacanthus (spiny chromis), 4329 nucleotides long. RefSeq names its product urotensin-2 receptor 3 (gene uts2r3). The transcript is spliced from 2 exons. Gene Ontology annotation, molecular function: urotensin II receptor activity. Lineage: Eukaryota; Metazoa; Chordata; Actinopteri; Pomacentridae. The coding region runs from base 225 to 1304 and encodes 359 amino acids. The record is from RefSeq and is a predicted model, not a curated record. Gene Ontology annotation, biological process: neuropeptide signaling pathway. Gene Ontology annotation, cellular component: membrane.